AUGGCAAACAAUCAGUUGCAAAUUACGCCAGCAGAAUUGUGCGAAGCCGAUGACAUUGCCACAGCGCUCGUCGUUGAUCAAUACCUAGGUUUUACCACUCACAAAAUGAACACCAGGUUUCGCCCUCCAAAAGUUCCUAAGGACUACUUGAAAAAUGUAAUUUUAAAGUUCAAAGAACAUCAAGACUAUGAGCUUGUUUUGAAUCAAAUCAUGGAGGGCGAUUGGGCGCACUCACUCUAUAACAUCAAGAGUCAGAGAAUGCAAAAAAUUAUUCGGCAACACAUUGUUAACUUUCUGCGAAUGUUUGACAAAGAGUCAGGUUAUGAAAUACAACCGUGUUAUCGAUAUUCUCUUGAAGGCAAAUGCGGGGCCAGACUGUGCGCCACUCAAAAGUGGAGAAAAAACGAUAAAAUUGAACAUCUGGUUGGCUGCAUUGGCGAACUGACCCCAAAG
Messenger RNA from Rhagoletis zephyria (snowberry fruit fly), 453 nucleotides. The record is from RefSeq and is a predicted model, not a curated record. NCBI's taxonomy places the organism in Eukaryota, Metazoa, Arthropoda, Insecta, Diptera, Tephritidae.